This is a messenger RNA of Vicia villosa (hairy vetch), 567 nucleotides long. RefSeq lists its product as uncharacterized. Lineage: Eukaryota; Viridiplantae; Streptophyta; Magnoliopsida; Fabales; Fabaceae. The transcript has a single exon. The coding region runs from base 1 to 567 and encodes 188 amino acids. The record is from RefSeq and is a predicted model, not a curated record.
AUGCCGACAAGGCUAAAGAGUGUGGUGGAUAAACUAGUGUUUGUUAACCAAUCUGCUUUUGUUCCUAACAGAGGGCUUCAGGAUGGCGUUUUGGUAUUAAACGAGGUGGUAGAUUAUGCUAAAAGGAACAAUAAGGAGUUAUUCCUUUUUAAGGUUAAUUUCAAAAAAGCGUUUGAUUCGGUCUUUUGGGGCUAUCAACUAUAUGUCUUGAAAAGAAUGAAUUUUUGGCCCAAAUGGUUAGGAUGGAUUCAAGCUUGUGUGUGUUCCUCUUCUUUCUCGAUUUUGAUAAAUGGAAGCCCAACUAUUGAUUUUCAAGCCGGAAAGGAUCUCCGUCAAGGAGAUCCACUCUCUAAGUUCCACUAUAUUCUUGCAGCAGAAGGUUUGGCGGGCCCGCUGCGGAACACGAUUGCUACUCAUUAUUACCGUCAUUUUUCUUUGGGCGAUAAUAUUCAGGUUGAGCUCCUUCAAUUCUCUGAUGAUACGAUUCUUUUAGGGCAGCCUACAUGGGAGAAUUUGGGAACGAUUAAAGCGUUACUUCGUCGAGCUAUAUUUAGGUUUAUCAGUUAA